Zingiber officinale is the source of this 1547-nucleotide messenger RNA. RefSeq names its product protein LOW PSII ACCUMULATION 1, chloroplastic-like. The coding region runs from base 100 to 1101 and encodes 333 amino acids. NCBI's taxonomy places the organism in Eukaryota, Viridiplantae, Streptophyta, Magnoliopsida, Zingiberales, Zingiberaceae. The record is from RefSeq and is a predicted model, not a curated record. The transcript has 5 exons.
GCCACAAUUUUUAUAUGACACAAUAACCUUAGCCACACGACGUACUUCAGCUGCCGCGGUGCGUGGCCGGGGAAGGAGGAGCGGGCCGAGAGAUCGGCCAUGGCUGCUGCGGCGCUCGUCUCUUUCCUCGGCGCAAACGCUGUUCCUCAUCGCCUUCGCCACUUUACCCACUCCCCGCUUCCAACAUCUCAAUCUAUCGGAAGAUGGAGGGGCUCUUCCUCUUCUGUUUUUCCCUCUUCCCUGGUGCUGCGGUUUCGCUUGAUCAGGAAACGGCGGCCCUGCUAUAUCCGCCUCUCAGCUGCCAACAAACCCUCUCCUUCAACAGAGAUCAGUUCAACAGCAAAGAUCAGAAGUGAAGUCCUCUCGCCUUUUCGUACGGUGCGGAUGUUCUUCUAUCUCGUGUUCAUUGCGAGUGGUUCCUUAGGAGGACUGAUCUCACUCGCGCAAUUGGUUCCUGCUCUAGGCGAUACAUCAAGAGCAGCAAAUCUCCCUGAGAUGCUGAAGAGUUUUGGGAUAGAUCUUGGAGCUGUUCUAUUCUUUGGAUCUCUUUAUACAAGAGAAAACAAUGCUAAAAAUGCUCAGAUAGCAAAGUUAUCUAGAGAGGAGAGCCUCUCAAAACUGAAGCUGCGGGUGGAUGACAAUAAAACCAUCUCAAUUGGUGAUCUGAGGGGAGUUGCACGUCUGGUCAUUCUUGCUGGUCCUGCCUCAUACAUUACUGACUCAUUUUUGCGUAGUAAACCCUAUGUCGAAGGACUGGUGGAACGAGGAGUUCUCAUCGUACCUUUCGCUACAGAUGGAAAUGCACCCACAUUUGAGUUUGAAGAGAUUGGUGAUGAGGAUCAGAAGGUUGACGACAGAAAGAAGAGGCUUUGGCAGCUUACUCCUCUUUACACUUCUGAGUGGGCCAAAUGGGUGGAGGAACAAAAGAAGCUGGCAAAUGUCGAACUCGGGUCUCCAGUUUAUCUCUCUUUGCGAAUGGAUGGACGAGUUCGGGGUAGUGGUGUUGGCUACCCUCCUUGGAAUGCUUUAGUUGCACAGUUGCCACCAGUGCAAGGGCUUUGGACAGGUCUUCUUGAUGGCAUGGAUGGAAGAGUCCUUUAGAUCUCAUCCUCUCCUUACUGAUGAAAUGAUGACGUGAUGCAUCAAAUAUUCAAUGAUCGUUAGAUCCAUUAAUCCAACAGACAUAAACAACUUGAUGAUUAGUAUUGCUUAUUUACAGUAGCGGCACAUGAAAUGAAGAGUUUGAUAUUUCCAGUAGCUGGUACAGAGACAAUGUACAAUCAACAGGCAAUGUUCAUCAAGGAUCAGGUUUCCCAACCACUUGUUCAUCACUAGAAUCGUAUUCAUCUUCGCUCAGCUCUUCAUCACUUGAUUUCUCUCCCAGGGAAGCCUCUACAUCUUCAGGCUUGGCGUAUUUUUGACAGUAUUCUGGAUGAUAUUAAAAAGGGGAAUCAGAAACUAAAGAUGUAAAAGAACAAGUCAGCAUCAUCACAGAUUUAACUUUUUCUACUGAACAUUAAAUGCAUCAGCUCCGAUUUAGCCCGUCA